AUGCGCCUGCAGUACGCAAAGCUCAAGGUUGAGCACGGAUGGCAACGCCAAAACUUGAACGAGGUCGAGAACCUGUAUUUCCAUCAUUCGCAGGUACGCGGGCUGCGUCCUGUUGUACCUGUAAAAACAGUCCCUCUGCUAUCUACGAAUUCACUGCCACCCACUGCACCCGCCCCAGAACCUCCCGCACCCAUGGCGGUCGACGAGAUAUCACAGCAGGUCGUCAAUAGCCAAGCAUCUCCCACUGAUAAUUCUCGAGGUCUUACAUCCCCGCAUGAUUCCCCUGUUGAAUUAGCACCGACUCCCGUGCAAAAUCCGUUCACCAAUAACACUUCAAAAUCUGUUACUCUGCCCCUACAUACUAUGCAGACCCUCCCCGAGAAGACGCCCUCCCAGGAGCCGUCUCAACCUGCACCCGCCCCUGUUCACCCCAGCACGCAAUCCGAUACUGCCUCCCAGGAACCACCAAAUUCAGCGACGGUAGCCCCUCCGUACAGCCCCCUCGAUUUCAGCGACCCAGCAACUAUGGUGAGGUUCACUCAGAUGCAAAUGCAGUCCCAACCUCAACUUCAGUCCCAGGCUCCAUCACACAACCAAACACCAACCCUGAUUCAAACACACGCACAAUCUCAGCCUUACAACCCCUACAUGCCCCUCAAUCGGCAGUCCUCCCAUCCCCAACCCAACCCCUUCAUGCCCCAACCCCUUCCCCAGUAUUCCUUCACCCAAUCCUACCACGCAACAUCACUCCAAAAUCAGUCUAACCCCCAGGUAUCUCAUUCGCAGCCCAGUACCAACUCCCAGUCUCCGUUUGGGAACGGGAACGGGAGCAGCCCGUUGACAUACGACAGCUUCUGGUCUACACAUGCGAGCGCAGGAUCACUAUACCGCACCCAUGGAGGUUUCACAGCGAGUGCCACGCCAACUGGGCAUGUCGCGAUGAUCACCCCUGGCGGGCAUGCGGCCGUGAUGACAGCCGAGGGGGUGUAUGUCGGUGCUGCUGGGUAUACGGGUCGCGUCAGCGGGUAG
Molecule: messenger RNA, 1029 nt
Organism: Suillus clintonianus
Lineage: Eukaryota; Fungi; Basidiomycota; Agaricomycetes; Boletales; Suillaceae
Exons: 2
Coding region: 1-1029 (342 amino acids)
Source: RefSeq, a predicted model, not a curated record